AUGGCUGGGCCAGGCAGGCGAAUCAGAACACUCCCUACGGAUUUGAAUAAGGUCUGCCCUGAUGAAGGAGAUGGCUAUCCUGUGUAUCCUAGAAGCUACUAUGACCUUGAUGUGGUCCCCAAUCUCAGACGAAGUAACAGCGCCUUUAGUAAGAGCAAGAAGAGGGCUCACUUUAACUCUGGUGCCAAUGAAAAGGUAAGUUAAAUAAAAAGAAGUCAUACAUUGGAGGAGUAAACUGACAUGGGGUGGAAAUCAUGAGUGCAGGUUGAAGCGAAAAAAUAACCCCAUCUUAAAAGGAUAGCUUGGCUACAAGCUGAACUGUGUCCCUUAAAAGACCCCAAAUUCUGCAUUGUGCAGAAAUGAAUUUUAUACAAAUGAUGCAAAUUAGCACUUUUUUUGUAGUAUUUUAUUUUUUAUCUGCUACUUUUUGUUGACUGCUCUGUUCCCAAUAUCAUAGGAAAAUCUCAGCACAUGGAUCCCUGAAAACAUACGGAAAAAAGAAUGUGUCUAUUUUAUUGAAGGUUCCCAAAUGUCAGAUUCCGGGUAAGUGCCUUGUUUUCACUUCAUACACUUCUAACUAUGGCUUCAACCAUUAUUCCUAUCAAUGGUCAGGAAGAGCCUCAGUUUCCUGUUGCAUUUUAUUUUUUUAUUGAAAUUGUUUGAUAUAUCAAAAUUUGCUCUGUAUAGAAGAUAAUUACUCAGAAUUUGAUUCAUUGUAAUUUUCUUUGCUCAUGAUAGAUCACAUUGAUAGAUGUUUAUAGAAAAAUUAAAUUAAAUUUACAUUUAAAAUAAAACCGAAAAUUUUAAAAUUCAAACUCAGUAAAAGGACUAUGCUGUGUAAAUUGUGUUCAGUUGAGCUGAACGCAUGUGUAUACAUAACGCUUAAGAGCAUUUGAGCUUCUCUCAUGCUUCAUGUGUGUCUUGCUAUGAAUGCUGUUAUGACAGAAAUUCAGAAGAAAAACAGAUAUAUAUAAUGUUUGUCCUAGGAGCCAAUUUAAAACAAAACCAAUUAGGGCUGUAAUCCUAUAUGCACUUACCUAAGGAUAAGCUCUACUGAACUCAGUGGGACUUCUGAGUACUUCUGAGUAGGCAUGUAUAGGAUUGCACUGUUAAUCUUCAUGCACAAAAGCUAUCUUGAGUUGUAUUUAGAGGAUGGAAUUGUCAUCCUGUUAACACCUGUGGACCUAUUCAUGUCACCUGGCCAGGUUGUGGGGAGUAGCUGAGGCAAAAGUCACUUGGAAAUGCUAUGAUUCAUACCCCACAGCCCCUGGCAAAACUGAUCAUGUGCAUUUGCUAGUAUGGAUGAAAUUCAGCUGCUAGCAUGUGCUAGCAAAUGCUCCCAAAUAGUGAUGUUUGUAGUAGCUUGCCAAGAGAUCAAUACUUUGUCUACUAACAGGUGGACUGAAAUCCAGCAUGAACAAGAUUUUUGAGCAGUUAUCAUCAUAUGCUCAGUACACAAAACAGAUGGAUCUAAUGAAAGCUUAUGCAUCAGUGCAUGUGCUAGUCUUUAAGGUGCCACAGGAGGAAUCCAAAAUUUUGACAAAGGAAAUGCAGUGAAUUGUGAAUUAUGGAAUGGUGAGACCUGGAGACCCUAUGCUCCACUGUCAUGGAAGGCUUAGAACAGGCAUAGGCAACCUUUGGCCCUCCAGAUGUUUUGGACUACAAUUCCAAUCAUCCCUGACCAAUGGUCCUGUUACCUAGGGAUCAUGGGAGUUGAGGGCCAAAACAUCUGGAGGGUCGAAGUUUGCCUAUGCCUGGCUUAGAAGAUAUACCAGUCAGGAAGCUAUAAUUAUUAUUUAUUUGUCUCCAACAAGAAUACAAGACCAAUGGAAAACCUGUUACUCCACGCAGGUCUCAGAUUCAAGUAAGUCCAGUACGAACUACAUAACGAAACUAUCCAGAGGCUACCAUCUCGUAUCUGAACUUAGUGUUGCUUAUGAAGAACAGUACAGCUUGAGUGCACCAAAAUUUACUCCAUUGCACAAUGAUUAAAGCCAUAGAAGCUCUGUCCUGUAAGAAAUUUGACAACUCUAGCAAAGCCAAUUAAUAGUCAUUUCAUGAAUUGCUAUAAGUAUAACCCUCUGUUUUAUUGUGGAUCCAGCAGGCUGCUCUGAGAGGGCUACCAAGUAGCUUCUUAGAUUCAAUGGUGGUGUUUUAUUUCCCCCCAGGAAAGUAGUGUGUGAGUGUGGCUAUCUCAGGGAGCAGCACUUGGAGGAGGCCAUAAAGCCUGCCAUGUUUCAGGGGAAAGAAUGGGAUCCCAGAAGACAUGUCCAGGAAGUGCCAACAGAUGCUUUUGGGGAUCUCAGCUUCACAACUGUGGGGCAGAAAACAGGGAAGGUGAGUUAGCACAUGCAAGGGAAUGGAGCCUACUACUUCAACAUGAGUGGUUAGCAUUCAUAGCAGUUGAAAGUUGUGUAGACCACAAGGAUUUCUAGUAAGAUUUGGAAGCUAAGAAUAGAGCAUUGCUUAUAAAGCUUGUAAGGGAAGAGGGUUAAAAAAACAAAAACAACCACCUGCCAAUUAAAUUUUUGAUUAAGUGUUCAGGCUGUAAGAGCAAGAAUGAAAGGUAAGACACUGUACUCAUACUCUAACCUACUAGGGAUUCUAACCUACUAGGUAUCCUUUAAAUGUUAUGGGGGCUCCAAGCUAGCCCCAUGCAACGAAUAUAUCCUACUUUGUUGCUAUAACUCUUCAUGGCUGGGGCAACCCAGCCAGAUGAGCAGGGUAUUAUUGUUUUUGUUAAUAAUCCCACAGCCAUGCAGGCAAGACCAACUGCAUGUGUCUCAUUACAAAAUUAUAAUCUUGACAGUAUUGAUGGUGACAAUUUAGUCUCAUUCAGUUGAAAUGCUUAUACACUGAAUCAAUAUCUGAAGCAGCCCACCCCCAAGGUAGUCCCACCCCCAGUGUCAUUCAUCAUCUGUGCCUGAUGUCUGCAUAUACUGCUUGAAUGUCUGCAGAGAGGAAGCUGUGCAUGCAAAUGUUCCCUCACUGCAGAUGUUUGUUCUGAGUGCAUGAACCUCAGGCUGAGGCAAGCUGGUGUGUGUGACAUUGGGUGGAGGUACCAGUUCAUGUAGAUUCAUCAUGGAGCAUUUCAUCUGAAUAGUGUUUUCUGUGAUAAGGGGAGCAACUGUCAGGAGUGGGGAGCCUGCGUCUGCAUGUGGAGGCUCCCUACAUGAGGCAGAACAUUUAUUUCCUGUCACCCUUCAACUUACAGAGUGGGGAGGGGAACACAGUUAGUGCACCUGUUUCCACAGCCUGUGAUUAUGUGUUGUUUUCCCCAGCUCCCAAAAUGUCCAGAAAUAGAGCUUUCAUAGCAUAGAUACUGGGAAUUAUUAACAUUAGGCAGGUACUGUACUAUUUUAGAUGUCUGAUAAAAACUUCUUUAUUUUAUUUUAGCAAGCCUAGCCAGACACAUAAUUUAUUCAUGUACACUUGUUUUUAAUAUUUGCUGAAUUUAUCAGUGCUACACUGCUAAUUCUUAUGUGCAUUGCUUGGAGAUUUUUAUCAAGUGGUUUAUAUUCUCUAAUAAAUUAAUAAAUAAUAAUGUGGAACAAUAAGAAGAGUUGUCUCUGAGUGAAAAAGAACCCUUUGUAGCUUGAAAUAUAUUUCUGGCCCCCCCCCCCCAAAGUCACAGAAGAUAUUCUCUAUGUUGUCUUUGUGACUUCCUAUUCCACUCAGACACAAAGCUUUGGGAAUAUGUUGCUGAUUCACAAGAUUCCUUGGAUGCUUGAAUUAAAUGGGAGGGCCUGUGGAGAGCCUGGAACUCUUACGAUAUUGGCCAUAGUUGCUAGAAUCAUAGAAUAGCUUUCUCAUACCAUCUGUGCUUUAUUUGCUUUAUUCUCCUGUUGCAGUUUGUGCGUGUCUCCUCUAAUACCCCCCCAAGCGUAAUUUACCAGCUGAUGACGCAGCACUGGGGACUUGAUAUACCCAACCUCUUAAUAUCUGUGACAGGAGGAGCUAAAAACUUCAACAUGAAGCUGAGACUGAAAAACAUAUUCCGGAGGGGGCUUGUUAAAGUAGCGCAGACAACAGGUAAGGCAGAAUCCUGCUCCAAAGCCACCAAUAAAUGACAUAUUCCUGUAUUGUUUCUCUGUUUCUUUAUGUAAUAUUGUUACCUGCUCCCUCACUUCUCCAGAUGGUAAGAGGGAUACAAGGAAGCAGCACGUACACAGGUUUCGUUUCAAAUGGAAAGAAAUCACUGGAAGCUUACUGGUGUUUUGUAAUAUUUGUAUUUAUUCACAAAUAUACAAGUUGCACUUCAGUGGAGAUACAGCAUCAAGUACUCCAACUGAUACCCCCACUACCACCAAAGUUCACCGCAUCCGCAUCAAGUCUUGCAGCACCUUUAGAAGUCCAGAAGUCCAAAAUCUGUCCUUUUUGUCUGAUUCUAUCUGCCUCAAGCUGCUAUGUGUAGGGAUGUGUACUAUGGACAUAUCAUUCAGAUUUUUGCUAGCCAUUGAUAAAGUUUGCCGUUAAGAGCCAAUAGCUAGGAUUGUCAUAUUUCAAAAAGUGAAAAUCUAGACACAAAAGUUGUUGAGCUGUUUUUGUAAAUAAAUAAAUUGAAGUUUUUAGGAAAAUCACCAAAAAAGCCCAACACUUCUGCCAUACACCCAGGAUUUCCCAGACUUUUCAGCUGCUUUCUAAAAAUUUCGCCUGGACACCACACCAUUUUCGAUGGACAAAUGUCGGAUGUAUGGCAGCCCUAAGCUAAUCUCCAUUUUUUAAAAUGGGGGUUUUGCUGUGCAAAAUGUAUCUUAACCAGUGUGACCAUUUUAGCAGCCUCUUCUAACAACUAUAGAAACCUAAAGAUGGAAGGGACACAAAGAGACCACCCAGCCCAAUCCCUAAUCUGAUAACAAUAUUUUGACCUCUUCUUUCAAUCAUUAAGAAUCAGAUGGACCCCUGAGGUGGUUUUCAGUCAUUAAGAAGUAAUAAAACCUAAAAUAAAAUUCCCAACAAAAGUAGAUCAGAAAGCUAAAAUGAGAGCCAGUAAAAAGACAAACACUCAACUCCACCAGACUAAAUGGCUGGCAGAGUUGUUAUUAUUAUUAUUUAAAAAAAUAUGAAGUAUUGCUCCCUAAUCCUGAACAAAGAUUCAGAAAUGAAGUAGAUGGCCUUAAUCCAGUCAUGUUUUUUGUUUCCCAGGUGCCUGGAUCAUCACUGGUGGUUCUCAUGCUGGCGUGAUGAAGCAAGUUGGAGAAGCAGUACGGGACUUCAGCAUGAGCAGCAACUAUAAAGGAGAGAUUAUCACCAUUGGCAUUGCAACAUGGGGGACAGUACACAACCGGAGUAGCCUCAUCUGCCCUAUGGUGAGCCAUUUUCAGGCUGUGCUACUAGAAGAAUAGGAUGCUUACAGCUCAAUCCCAUACAUGUCAUAUUUAAUGUCAUUUUUGCUGUUCUAUCCUGGUGGAAAUAUGGCUAUAUUUCAUAUACAUACGUGCUUACUGUUCCUAAAAUAGCGUGCAGGUAUAUCCAUAUAAUUUCUCCCCCCCCCAAUAUACUUAAUCCAAUUUUCAUUUAAGCUUCUGCUAAAAAAAGAAAAGAAAGAAAGCAGGUGAAAUUAACAGGUGUAUAGGAUCACAUGUGCACUGCAAAAAGAAGUUUUUGUUUUUUGUUUUGUUAAGACUCUGAUGACAGAUGAAGAAGGAUGAGCAAUGGCCAAAAAGAUAAGUUAUAAAUGCAAACCAAUCAUAUACAAGUACAAUUCAUUAUAAUGGUACUGCAUUAUAAAUAUAGACCAACCAUAUACAAGUACCAUUUCUUGGGGAGUGGAAAGUUUUGUGUUCUAACACCCUGCAGAUCCCACUGCUACCUCACCAAACUCCAAGCAAAGUAAGCACCAUUUGUAGCGUUUAUUUUGAAGCAAGAGUUAGAGCCUCAAUAAUUAAGUCCUUUGUUGGUUGCUGACCACUUUUCCCACCCCCAACCCCUGGAUGUUUACAGGGUAGCUUCCCAGCUGAAUAUGUGCUGGAUGAGGAGACUCAAGGGAACCUCUCUUGCCUGGACAGUAAUCACUCACACUUCAUCCUGGUGGAUGAUGGGACACAUGGGAAAUAUGGUGUGGAGAUCCCCUUGAGGACCAGACUUGAGAAGUUCAUUUCGGAGCAAACGAAGGUGAAAGAAGGUAAUUGUGAUGCAAUAUACAGGGUAUCUCAUUACUGAUAAAAGUCUGAUGAGCAAUCUGAGCCCUUCCCUCCUCUAAGGCUUGUUUAGUUUGGAAUUCAUUUAUGUCAGCCAGGCCAAUGAUGAAGAACUUGUUUCAGGUUCUGUUGGACUUCAGCUCCCAUCAGCUCCAUUCAGCAUGGCCUAUAGCCAGGUUGGUUGUUGUUAAAUUGAUUACUUGCCCUUCAUCAUAAGUCCCUGGGUGGGUUUCAGUUAUUUAAAAUUCAGAAUUAAAAAAAGUUGAAACAUAUUACAGUGGUACCUUGGGUUAUAUACGCUUCAGGUUACAGACGCUUCAGGUUACAGACUCCGCUAACCUGGAAAUAGUACCUUGGGUUAAGAACUUUGCUUCAGGAUGAGAACAGAAAUCGUGCUCCGGCAGCAGCGGGAGGCCCCAUUGGCUAAAGUGGUCUUCAGGUUAAAAACAGUUUCAGGUUAAGAAUGGACCUCCAGAACGAAUUAAGUUCUGAACCCGAGGUACCACUGUACAUUUACAGGAAUAGAUUCAAUAUAAAUUUUAAGCCCAUCAACACCUGGAGGACCAAAGGUUCCCUAUUUUUAGGCUUCUGCAUUAGGCCUUGAUGAUGUCAGAUGGUGAGUGGAGAGAGCAUGAAAUAUCAGGACAUUGAAAUAUCAGGACAUUAUUUGCUAAGGUAAAGUGCCAAAAGACUUGAAUCCUGGAAUCAGCAUCCAUAUAAUAGGAGCACUGUUGUUAGAGAUGGGAGGGAAGAACAGUUGUUUCUUUAGAUUUGGAUGUUGCUUCCAGUGGUAUGCAAUUUCUUCCAUUUGGUACUGCAGUCUUGAAUAUACUAGUCUGUUUUUGAUGCCAAGAUAUUGUCAAGUGAUAUUGCUCAGCACAUGCUUUGCGUUCUAAAGGUCCCAUGUUCAAUCCUUGACAUCUCCAGAUAAAAGUGGGAAUGAUUGUUUUCUGAAGAAAGUCUGAAUGCUGUUGUUGGUCAGUGUACAGUUGUGAGCUUGAUGGUCUGACUUCGUCUAAGGCAGUUCCUAUGUUCCUAGUUGUGACAGCAUAAAUGGCUAGUCUUGUGACAUGGUGGAAUGCAGGGCAAGUGAAGGGAGGGGCACAGAAUGAUGGGAAAGGGCAAGUGGGAAAAAGAAGUUGGUGACAGUUGGACCUGAAGAAAAUAAGUUAUGGAGAGACCUAAGGAAGGUGGAAGAAAAUGAAUAGUCACCAGAAAUUGAGGAGUUAUAAAGACCUGGCCUAAAAAAUACAUGUGUUAUUGAGAUGUAUCAAUUCUAAGGGAUUUUCAGGUCUCAAUAAUCAACGAGAAAAUGAUCUCCGUGAAGAACUUGAGUAAAACAAUGGGAUUCCCUGUGGCAAUGUAUGCCUCUCAGAUCUACCUCAGCUGAUAUCCAUGAAAACCCAAAUGGAAUUCCUACUCAGAUGGUUUUAUAUCAAAGUCUGAUUAGCUAAGGUAACAGGAUGAGACAACGGCUUUGCACUGGAGAAGCUGCUGGCAAAAGGGUACAUAUUGGCAGUUGUGACGAACUGCCCUCCAGGGAGCAGGUUGUUAAGUGAGCCAAAUUAUGUCAUCUAUUUUUGUGAGUCUAAAUUCAAAUAUUGUAUUUAUUUAUUUUAUUAAAAUUUAUAUACUAUCCGCUUGUAGGGAAAAAACUCCAAAGAAUGAGUUUAUGCUUGUUGCUGACCAUUAGGCAGAAAUGGAAAAGUGCUAAGGGUGUUGUCUUGGAAGGGUAGUAGGUAAAGUUGUGGUUUGCGGCAGCCAAGGUGACUCAUCAUAUUCAUGUUAUUGGGGUGAAUCCCAACCAGAAUCUGACUUUACAAUUUGACAUGGUUUUAUUUUCUAUAUGAGCAAUAAAACAAGAGCUGCAAAGUAUAAGAGGAGGUGGAGGUUUUCAUAACAAACAAAAAACUACAAACAUGUUUUUGCACAAGUUUUCUGCUGUUGCUGUAUCCUGUUAUUACUUUUUAUAGGAUUGUAUAUUGGCCUUUUUUCACUCCUAUUGUAUGUUGCCCUGAUACUUUCCCCUAAAAAUCAUUUAAACAAAAUAAGCAAAGGGACUGACUGCAAGCGACAAACAACUGAUACCACAGUAAGUAACCAAUGGUGGCUUAACGCUGGCUUGUGUGAUGAUGGUUGUGUUUGCUCAUCAUCAUUAGAAAUGUUAAUUAUGUAGCUGCUAUUAAUUGAUUGCUCUUAAUGUUAUUUGAGAUAAAUAUUGUUCAUUUUAACUGGAUUCAAAGGUAACUGCCAAUGGGCAUCAGCAAGAAGGGAAAGAAUGACUAGCUUUCGGCACAUGGGACUGACUGAGCCUUUAUUUCCUCACAGGAGUUGCCAUUAAAAUACCGAUCGUUUGUGUAGUACUCGAGGGUGGCCCUGGGACUCUUGAUGUAAGUACUCUAUAGGCAUCAGGGCAACUAAUUAUGGGAAAAGAAGCAGAGUGUAGGAGAAUUCAGUAAUUGUUAACACCUGGAUAUUUCUCUCUCAGAGCACAGUGUGCCUCAAUCACAUAGUAACCACUUCUGUGGUGUCUUUGUGACAUUGCAGAAACACAUCUAGUUGUAACUACAAAGCAGGGACUGGCUGUAAGGGCACAGAGAGUUCUGACUUGUACAUUUCAAGCCCUUUUAACUCACACAUAGCAAAGAGAUUCUGCAUAGCAGAAGAUAUGAGAGUAUGCCUUAGCUGUAAACAAUGAGAAUCGCUCUAAAACUGUUGAAACCUGCUCAACAUGCUGAUCGGCAGAAUGAAGUGGCAGAGCAAGGUGGAAUUCUGAGCUACAUCACUUAAGACAGCAGAUGGGAGAAUCAUGUUUUUAAGCUUUCGUUCCCAUAAGAAUUUCUCUAUACUACUCUUUAAUCCCAGAUAUUAAUCCCACAGAUUACUACAGCAUAAAAGGAGCAUAUAUAUUCCGAAAUAUGAUCUCCCACCUGUGCCAUGUGAUGAUACAGUUCAGAAUUCCAAGAUUUCAUUCUACAAGCUUAAUCAAUUCAUAAAUUGAUUCUGAACUUAGUGGCAAUAUCACAGUGAUGUCCAUGAGACAGCACCAGCUCAAAUGUAGUCAUGCUCCUGUAUUCUGUUCUACAGACCAUCUACAAUGCAAUUACCAAUGGCACCCCCUGUGUGGUUGUGGAAGGCUCAGGACGGGUGGCUGAUGUCAUUGCUCAAGUGGCUAAUCUGCCCAUCUCCCAAAUAAGCAUCUCCCUCAUUCAGAAAAAACUGAGCAUAUUCUUCAAAGAGAGCUAUGAGCAGUUUACUGAGAGUAAGAUUGUGGAAUGGACCAAAAAGGUAAGGCAAAUGGUCUCUGUGCAGCUUUUACUGGGUUUUGUUGGUGAAGUUGCAAUCAUGAGCUAGGACCUUCAGUCCUACCUUUUCUUUGACAUUUGCAGAUCCAGGAUAUUGUGCGCAACAGGCAGCUCUUGACCAUCUUCAGGGAAGGCAAAGAUGGACAACAGGAUGUCGAUGUAGCCAUUCUUCAAGCAAUGCUCAAAGGUGAGAAGUGCAGUGGGUGUUGCAGAUGAGCUACAGAGAUCAGUAAGUGAAACUGUUUCUUUUAGGACAUCCCCUUGUGUUGGAAUGUAUUGCUUCAGAAUGCAGCACAAGACAUUACUGUACGGUAGAACCUUUUGUGUGUCAUAAUUUAGACUUCACUUACCUUGAGGGAUUUGUUUUCAUGGAAGUGGAGGCACAGCAAGGACACCUGAUCACCAUAUGCAGUGAGCAAAAUACUGUUGGAGAGAGAGGCUUGGAAGAGAGAUUCCUACUCUCCAGUAGCAGAGUUAAGCACAAUGGUGAUUGCUCAAAGAACUUUAAAACUUGGUUAGGUUUGCAUCUACCCUCAUCCACCUUUAAAGAAUGUUCCCUAUUAAAAUACCUAGGCUAGAAAAAAAUCACAGAAACUUAGCUUUGCAAAUAAGUGAUUUUUUUUUUUACUUAAGAAAUUCCCAGAAGUUACAGCAAACAAAUCUCCAUCUUCUGGCAGUAAAACAAAGAUGAAAAGUUUCCAAGCGACUUUAAAAAGAAAAGUACUUUGUUUCCUUACAAAAGGAAUCAUGCAAUCUUUGGGUUUGCAAAGAUGCAGGUUUUAAAAUCUCACUUUUAAAGAGAUUCAGUUUACUUACAGGAUCAGCUGAGUGGGGAGCCAAAGCUACAUGGCUCCUUCUUUGCUUGUUCUAGGAAGCAUUAAGGGGGGAAAGGAGGGGGGCCAGAGGCUGCUGACAGCCUGCUAAGCCACCUUCACUGGCAACCUGAGCUCAGGUUAACCCUUUCAAGCAUGGAAGUAGGAGUCAGUAACGGUAAAGUACAACAAAUACUACCUGGUAUCAUAACCCGAAACUGUGACAUUGCAUGAAGUGGGAUGUUGAGCAAUACCUAGGAGAUAAAAAGUCAUUUAACACAAACACAUUUUAUAUGAUGUGUUGAGUUUGAUUGUUAACCUUACAGCUCAUAGGAGGUAACAGCAAUUUUUAAAAAACCAGCUCAAAUACUUAAUAAAACAUGCAAGCCACAUAAUGGAAACAUUAAAAUGAUUCCAUACUUGCUUUGCUCCAGCCAUUAAAUGUCAACAUAAACAAGAAAGUCUCUUUGGAAAAUGCUCAGAGUAACCAAGCUCUAGGCAGUAAUGUUGGGUAUGCUACAUGUGCUUAAAUCCAUAGGAUAUUUAAAGAAGCAGUUGGGGGCCAAAAGGGUAUGCUAGUGAUACCUUUAUGUUGCAAGGUACCUAGGCCUCCCAAUAUGUUUCUCUUGCCAUUCCUUCCCCUUCAAGUUCUGGAUGUGCAUGAGUAAGAGACAGCUAAUAAAGGUCCGUCCUUUGCAACCUAGUUUCAGCCAUGUUUUUGUUUAUUCCUCUAUUGCAGCCUCUCGAUACAGAGAUCACUUAGGCCAUGAAAACUGGGACCACCAGCUGAAGCUUGCAGUGGCAUGGAACAGGGUGGAUAUUGCCCGGAGUGAGAUUUUCACUGAUGAUCAUGAGUGGAAGGUAGGAAAGCUUUUGGUGACACACACUGGCAAUGAGCAUAUCUGCUUUCUGCCUGCAUAAUUAGAGCAGGGUCUAAAAGCACUAGCCUUGGCUUGACUGCAAGCAUGUGUCUUGGGAAGGCAUGGGGUGUCUUGAGGGUGAAACCAGAUGUUAUAAGAGCUGCCUUGCACUGCUGCCAUUCUGUGUCUCUUUGCUCUUCCUCCUAAUAUGUGCUGCAAUAUACUGUGUAACACCCGUGACAUGUUAUCAUGAGGUGUGUCUCCCCACCUUCACACAAUUGGCAGGCAGGGAUGAGGAGACACAAUGCAAUGAUGUUGUGUUAUGUUGUAGACACAUUAUGAGGAAGAGAGGGUCAAGAGUAAUGGAAUGGCAGCUCUUCCAGUUCUUUACAGUCAUUUUGUAAGUAGCUUUGCAUUGCCAUGGCAAAAAAGUGACUAAUAUUUGCAAACAUGCCAUAAAAACAUAUAAAAUAGUUUUUAAAACAGUAUGGAAACAACUAAAGCUAGGUUUAAAAACAGUACAGAACGAACACUUAAGGCAGAGAGCUUCUCAUCUAGAUGCAUUGUUAAUACAAAAAUGUAUUCAGUUGUCUCUGCAAAGUUCUGGGUGCCUGUUGUAUCUCAACAGUAAUUCCUGGCUCGCCUUUGUAUAUUUCACUCAGUUGCAUUGUAAACUGCCCAGAGAACUUUUUGUAAGGGAAUAAUAGAUCAGUGCACUAGUAUGCAUGGUCUUAUGUAGCACAUUCCUUGUUUGUUAGUGUUCAUAUGGAGGACAGAAUAGCCAUAAUGCUUGUCUGGCAAUGGCAGGCAUACUUGGGAUGAUCAAAGAACAGUUUAUUCAGAGAACUCGUGGUGUCAGAAGGUGCAAAACAACUCUUACAUUGACAGAGGUUUUUCAGUUUGGAUGUGAACUCUUAAAAACUCAACUUUUACAGCUUGCUACUUUGAGGAAUCUUUAAGACACCCACUUUUAUCAGAAGUGUAAACACUGUCUUAAGGGAUCGCGUCAUGUUUCUUAGAGGUUGCCACAAAAAGCAGGAAAAAUGCUAAUUUUUAUUGUCUGUGCAGAAAACACUCUCCCUGGUCAAUUGGCACCAGAAGACAAUAGCAGAGUAAGGUUGAAUUAUCCCAUGGGCUCCAAGUAACAUUUCAUCAAAUAGCGAAUACUUUCAGAUUUUUAGGGUUUUUACAAAUAGGUAAACCAAGUUAUUUAAACCCUGUUGUUGCCGCACUGGCAGUGUGGUUGAGUGGCUGCCCUGUUGCUGUGAUAUGCUAAAGAGCUGGGUUCUGCCCUCGCUGAAAAAUCUUUUUUAAAAGGUAAAAGACCCCUGACAGUUAAGUCCAGUCGUGAACAACUCAGGGGUUGCGGUGCUCAUCUCACUUUACUGGUCGAGGGAGCCGACGUUUGUCCACAGACAGUUUUACCAGGUCAUGUGGCCAGCAUGACUAAGCCGCUUCUGGUGAAACCAGAGCAGUGCACGGAAACACUGUUUACCUUCCCGCUGGAGGGGUACCUAUUUAUCUACUUGCACUUUGACGUGCUUUUGAACUGCUAGGUUGGCAGGAGCUGGGACCAAACAAUGGGAGCUCACCCCAUUGCAGGGAUUCGAACCGCUGACCUUCCAAUCGGCAAGCCCAAGGCUCAGUUGUUUACACCACAGCGCCACCCGCAUCCCUUGAAACAUCGCAUGUUAAUAAUACCUGUGUCAUACAUAUUUUGUGUCAGAGCCAACAUGGCAACUUCCAGCUACUUCUUGGAAUGGGAGGCAGUGGUAACCAUGAGGGGGUGGCAUGUGUUGCUGACUGACCCCGUGGGCAUGGCUCACCCACUAUUGUCCUGUUGUCCCUUAGGGUAGCAUGCUGUGGAAAGACUCUUACUAUUGGCUUCUCAUGCAUCCAUCACUCCAUGCUAGAGAGGAAGCGGCUGUGCCCCAUCAGCAUCAGUGA
This is a messenger RNA of Podarcis lilfordi (Lilford's wall lizard), 13064 nucleotides long. NCBI's taxonomy places the organism in Eukaryota, Metazoa, Chordata, Lepidosauria, Squamata, Lacertidae. The record is from the annotation of a GenBank genome assembly.